GCAAGCUCCGCGACGCGGGGCCGGACGGCGCCGAUGCAGUGGCGCGAGCAGCCGGUUCCGCGGGUUUUCUCCCGAGUGGCUGUCGGAGCAGAGAGAGCAAGCGGGCUCGAUCAUCUAUCUCCUCCUUUUGAUGGCGGUGUGUCAGGGCCAGGUGAAUGACAGAUGCUAUAUCUGUCGUAGAGCAGUACUGUCGAUAUGCCAGUUCCAAAAAUGUAAUUUUAAGAUCAAACAAACAUGGAGAGUUUAAUAAAUACAUCGUCUAUAAAAAUGUACGGUAUAAGAAAGUCAACCAACAUUUCGUGUUUAAGGAAAGUAAAUAACUGCUGUAUCUUGGCUGCAAGAUCUCUUGGUCUGUAUGGGAAUGAAGUUGGUUCCAUUCACAGGAAAAACUUGGCCAUCCUCUGUCAGUUAGUAUGUCAGAAAACUACAACAUUUGAGAGAGUUUGGACAAAACAAUCAAAUUCACCAGUGAUUUAUGAAAAAGGAAAGAUUUAUCUCGACAAUUACAGAUGCUGUUUUAUCAGUACUGGCCCUCAGCCGAUCUUGCUUUAUGAAUUGCCCAAACUCCAGAAGUCUGAGAAGAUUGAGGAUGUUCUACUUUGUGAGUCACCUGUGGGAGAAAUGUUACCCAAGCCAUCAGAUCACAAGCCUGCGAUCUUGGCUCUUACUGCGAACAAUUGGCUUAUCCGCAUGUCUACCAAGACUGCAGAGACUCUCGAAAAAGUUUACCUCUCAUCUCAGUGGAAGUUCAGGUAUUUGACAUGGGACAAUACUCAAGAGACCUUAGUAGUAAAGACUACACAGAACAAACUGGCUGCCGCCCGAUCGGGUAGAAAUCAACACUCAAUUCUUUUACAUUUAGCUUUGUUCAGUGUUCUACCUCUUAAGUUUAUCGGAAUGAUGGGUAUUGACAAAAAGAUCUUUGGAAACAAUGUAACAGACGCUACUGUUUCUCAGGGUGUACUCAUUGUGACACACAGUGUGGGCCUGGUCAAGCUUUACAGUUUUCAAUGGAUUGCUGAAAAGUUUACACAGAAACAAUGUAUUCUUGGCCAAAACUGUGAAUGGAAUAACACAACUGGGAUUGUAGGUGCAGCUCCAUUUGGAAUUCCAUGUAAUAUUAACAUAACAGACUGUCCACCUGUUCUAUUUGAAGUGGCUUGUCUUGAAAGUGCAUUGCAGAUUGGAGGAUAUCCCUGGCAUUACAUCAUUACACCUAACAAGCAAAACCAGAAGGGCAUCUACCAUAUUUGUUCUCUGAAGGAUAAAAAAUUGGCAGAGAAUGGAAUUCAAGAGAUGGAAAGUUUUUCAUUGGAAACUGACUGGAUAUAUUUCCAUCCAGAUGACUCAGGAAGGAUCAUGCACAUUGGGCCAACACAAAUUAAUGUAUUGCAGUUGAUUGAAAAAUCUGAAGAUGAGCAAAGAUGGCAGGUUUUACAAGCCUUUACUAUUUUAUCUAAAAGAGAAAGAAAGGUAGAGAACUCAGUAACAGUGACAGCCUAUGGCCGAGUUGUGAAAAGACAGUUUUCUCAAUUGGAUGAUGAUCAGUACGAGAUCUUUAAAAUGGUAGACUAUGAAGAUGAGCUUGAAUUGUUGACUGUUCUGGCAGUAGCUCCAACGGACAACGAAGGGAACGCGCGUCUUGAUUUUUAUGACAACCAAAUAGGCACUUUAAUUAAGAGUGUUUCAAUAAAGGAACCAUGGGAUGUUACCUACAAUCAUCAACUGUUCUUCGACAGAGAUACGAUAAUACAUAUAGAACAGCUGGCACAUCGAACAUUUUGCUGUCAUGUUUACAAACUGGUUCAGUGUUCUGGAGAUGGAAAUAAAAGAUAAACAGAACUGGAUACAUCAGUUUUUAUGUGCAAUAAACAUUGUUUUCUCUCACAUUUGUGGAAAUGUAAUUAGAAGAUUUAAGCUGGUCAACAGUGGAAAUCAACAUAUAAACAUUAUAGAUAACUUCAACUAUUUUAUUUGAAAUUACCUAGAAUAUUUAUAUGUCAAUUCCUAUUCAUACAAUCUUUGCAACAUCUCCAUAAUUUAAAUCAGCGGAAAUCAGACAUUUUAAAUUAAUGCUGAACAGCAUGGCAAAAUGACUGAAUUGUGUAAU
Hypanus sabinus (Atlantic stingray) is the source of this 2110-nucleotide messenger RNA. It is a transcript of the gene dcaf17, whose product is annotated as ddb1 and cul4 associated factor 17. Gene Ontology annotation, cellular component: Cul4-RING E3 ubiquitin ligase complex. The coding region runs from base 235 to 1836 and encodes 533 amino acids. Gene Ontology annotation, biological process: protein ubiquitination. The transcript has 16 exons. The record is from RefSeq and is a predicted model, not a curated record. Lineage: Eukaryota; Metazoa; Chordata; Chondrichthyes; Myliobatiformes; Dasyatidae.